AUUGCAUGGCGCAGAUCUCACUUUUCUAUAAAACCAGUUUUCUCCAUGAUUAAAUCUUUUGUAUUUUCAGCAAUGUCAGAAGGCAUCGUUCGAUAUUUUCCAGGGCUUCUGUAUCGGAAGCCACCAACAUCCCUCAUUAUCCCGUCAAACGUGACUGUAUUCUAAAGCCAUCCUUUUGAUUAAAGGAAAGUUAUGUCUAGAUUGGUCGUGCCCCCCGACAUCGGAUACAAGUCCAAGUCACCAUACAGUACACGCCAACAAAGAUUAUAUGCUCGUAGGAAUGGAGGAUGUCGAAAAGUUCCGAGAUUUGUGACAGCGCACUUAUAAAAACCUGUAUUUCAUCUUUGCUUCUAUUUCCCUUUAGAGUGAUGUAUUGCCAAAGGUCUAUUAGCAUGUCUUAUGCUCAAGAGGCUAAGGGUCACACGAAUCAAUAACAGUGAAAGAUGUCAGUACUCCCGUCUGCUAAUUGUAAACCCAUCAUCUAUAUUGUAAGAGGAAAACGAGCGUCGGAAAUGACCGAAAUGUCGGCUCUUUCGCCAUUGUUAUUUACGCUUCUUCUGUAUUUGACCCCGAAAAGUGUCAGCCAACAGUUGUUGCCCGAUGAACAAAAACUAUUAAACAACCUGGGACUGUUUGAUGCAGAGAUUUACGACAAAAGCGUACGACCAGUAUUUAACGCGUCCAAAACCGUUGUGGUCGAUUUUGGAUUUACUUUAAUACAAAUCGUUGAUAUGGACGAGAAAAACCAGGUUCUGGUCACGAAUGCAUGGCUUGUUCACAAGUGGAUUGACGACAGAAUUUCGUGGAACACCAGUGACUAUGGCGGACUGUACAACCUGAGGGUCCCUGCUCACAUACUGUGGUUGCCAGACAUCGUCCUGUACAACAAUGCAGAUGAUUACACGGCGGGUUUUAUGCCCAUUAACGCUAUGGUAUAUAACGACGGGACUAUAUUUUGGUCCCCGCCCUCCAAGCUUCGGAGUUCUUGUAAAGUCGACAUCACCUACUUUCCUUUUGACAAACAGAGUUGUCCGCUCAAGUUUGGAUCUUGGACAUACGACAAGGCCCAGGUAGACAUUACAGCCACCAACGGGACGGUGGACGUCGUCGGGUACACGUCAAAUGGAGAGUGGCUUCUGACUGGUCACUCCAUCACGCGUCACGAGAUUCAGUAUCCAAUCAGCAGCGAGAUUUACCCGGAUGUUACAGUUGUCAUAGUGAUGCAGCGUAGGAUUCUUUACUACGUUCUGAACAUCAUCUUCCCCUGCUUCUGGUUGAACAUCCUUAGCUGUCUGACGUUCUGGCUGCCCUCGGAUGCCGGAGAGAAGAUAACGCUCAACAUCACUGUCCUUCUGUCCUAUUCUGUAUUCAUGCUGGUGGUCGCCGAGAGCAUGCCUCAAACAUCCGAAUUUGUUCCGUUAAUAGGCAUUUACCUAACAAUAUCAAUGUCAACGUCAUCACUCUGUGUUUUCGUCACUGUGUUUAUUUUAAAAUUACACCAUCCUGGUCCCAGGCCUCACAGAGUACCUCGGUGGAUUCGAAUAGUUUUUCUUGGAUUUUUGUCAUCGCUGUUCAAAUGCAAAUGUAGUCGAAAAAGAAAACGUUCAAAAGAUGGAGAAAAUUUCAUGUUGUCGGAAUCAUUUUCGAAUCAGGAACUCGGAGAAACCUCUUCGAUUUUUAUCAAUAAUCACGGAAGUCUUCAAUCUGAGAGAAAUAAAAAAUAUACAGAGAACAGACCGAAAAGAAGGGUUGUAGUAAACGGGCCUGAAUCUUCCCCACAAGAACGGCGAGAUAGCUACUCUAACAUAGACGAAUUAUUGUGUCAGCUUGGCUACAUGGUAGCUCAAACAAACAAAACGGAGGUGGAGCUGGAGACAAUCGAGGACUGGAAGGAAGUAGCCCACGUGGCCGACCGCGUGGCAUUCUUGAUCUUCCUACUUAUUACUCUGUUUUCCGCGUCCGUUGUUUUGAUUGCCAUUCCUUACUUUGUGCACGACAAACAUGAAGGUCUGUGACAAUUUCUUGUCUAAUUGAAAAUCUUGUGAAAUAGCUAAUACAGCAGUAUGUUGAUAAAAAAAC
Magallana angulata is the source of this 2079-nucleotide messenger RNA. Its product is annotated as neuronal acetylcholine receptor subunit beta-3-like. Gene Ontology annotation, biological process: monoatomic ion transmembrane transport; chemical synaptic transmission; regulation of membrane potential. The record is from RefSeq and is a predicted model, not a curated record. The coding region runs from base 444 to 2015 and encodes 523 amino acids. Gene Ontology annotation, cellular component: postsynaptic membrane; neuron projection; synapse. NCBI's taxonomy places the organism in Eukaryota, Metazoa, Mollusca, Bivalvia, Ostreida, Ostreidae. The transcript has 5 exons. Gene Ontology annotation, molecular function: acetylcholine-gated monoatomic cation-selective channel activity; transmembrane signaling receptor activity.